Messenger RNA from Caenorhabditis angaria, 539 nucleotides. The record is from the annotation of a GenBank genome assembly. Lineage: Eukaryota; Metazoa; Nematoda; Chromadorea; Rhabditida; Rhabditidae.
AUGCGCAUUUUUCCAGAUCACCCAUCGGGAACCCGUAUAAUUUUGCCACGUGGCCUGACGGCCUGUAUCAGCCCGAUUUCGGUGGCCCGAGAUCCACGUCAUUGGCCGCGGCCCGAUGAUUUCGAUCCGGAAAAUUUCGAGUUGGAUGCGAUUUCGCGCCGAGACCCAUUCUCGUAUAUUCCAUUCGCUGCGGGACCCCGAAAUUGUAUUGGACAAAAAUUUGCGAUUUUGGAGGAGAAGACUGUGUUGAGCUGGAUUUUUAGGUGGGAUUUUGGGGGCUUCUGGGCCGAUUUUAGGUUUUCCAGGCCGAAAAUUUGGAUUUCUAGGCCAUUUUUAAGCUUCUGAGCUCAAAAUUUGGAUUUCUAGGCCAUUUUUGCUGAAAUUCUUGAAAAAUUCGAUAUUUUCAGUCAAAAAUCUCGAAUUUUUCCAGAAAAUUCCACGUGGAAAGUUUGGACACGUUGCGAAAUCGUCGACCGAUUCCAGAGCUGAUUUUGAGACCUGUCGAUGGAAUUCAUGUGAAAUUGAAGCGCAGAUUUUGA